CUGUCGGUUAAUAGUUCCUCGCGGCUGGAUUGACGGCCCAGAUCUCCUCAAGAGCGCGUUCCCGGCACGGCACCGACGGCGACGGGCACGGCCUCGAAUUAAAAACUGCCGUUGGGCGACUCCGCGUGGCCCACGGAUCCACCGGAGAGAUCUGGUCUGCCAUUCCCUCGCUCCUUCCCGUGAACCACAAACCUAACGCGGAGCGGCGCGGGCCGGCCGCCGGGCGAGGUGCGCGUAGCUGCCGUCGAUUGUCGCCGGAUCCAUCCACCAUGGGCGGUGGCAACGGCCAGAAGUCCAAGAUGGCCCGCGAGCGCAACUUGGAGAAGAACAAGGGGGCCAAGGGGAGCCAGCUCGAGACCAACAAGAAGGCCAUGAGCAUCCAGUGCAAAGUGUGCAUGCAAACAUUCAUGUGUACCACGACUGAAGUGAAGUGCCGGGAGCACGCCGAGGCCAAGCAUCCCAAGACAGACGUGUACCAGUGCUUCCCCCAUCUGAAGAAGUGAAAGGCCUGAACUUAGCAACCAGUGCUGGUUUGGUCACUACGAUCGGGCCAGGGGGCGUUCCUUGUGUUGAGGGUGUUCAUUCCGUGUUAUCUUCCCGUCAGUCAUGCGUCCUGUCCUAUGUUAACCUACAUAAGAAAGCGAUGUGGUGUCCACUUCUAGUGAAACUACUGUCUGCUGUUAAAACCUGGUUGGUUUCAGAACGAUGAUUUUCGUGUGCAAAACAGAUUACUGGUCCGUGGGAGUUGGGCCAGUUUG
This is a messenger RNA of Zea mays, 758 nucleotides long. RefSeq names its product zinc-binding protein. The coding region runs from base 270 to 503 and encodes 77 amino acids. NCBI's taxonomy places the organism in Eukaryota, Viridiplantae, Streptophyta, Magnoliopsida, Poales, Poaceae. The transcript is spliced from 3 exons. The record is from RefSeq and is marked validated.